This is a messenger RNA of Sitophilus oryzae (rice weevil), 2195 nucleotides long. Its product is annotated as cyclin-dependent kinase 20-like. Bases 958 to 1938 code for a protein of 326 amino acids. NCBI's taxonomy places the organism in Eukaryota, Metazoa, Arthropoda, Insecta, Coleoptera, Curculionidae. The record is from RefSeq and is a predicted model, not a curated record. The transcript is spliced from 6 exons. Gene Ontology annotation, cellular component: nucleus. Gene Ontology annotation, molecular function: cyclin-dependent protein serine/threonine kinase activity; ATP binding. Gene Ontology annotation, biological process: protein phosphorylation.
AGAAAUUAUUUAUUUACUUAUUAUUGUUUAAAAUACUAAUUUUCAAGCAACUGCAUUGUUCUCAAGUAAAGUACGUAUAUGUACUCUGUGUAUUAUAUAACUAAAUAUAAAUAUAUCCUUUGUCUGCCUAUGUAUAAUAAUUUUUUACUUGCACAAUUUUUUUUUUAUAUCAACCUUGUUUAUAUCACAAAAAGGUAGGUGAGAAUUUUGUAAUGCGUGUGAGAGAAACAGAUAGAGCGCUAAAAAAGGACAAACUUAUGCAGUGAGUGCGAAAGAGAAAACUUAGAUAGAGACGGAGAAUAAGUUCUAAGAAAUUCUCAUAGAUGGCGCCAACUCAGAAUUAGUUUAACUUUUGAUAUAUAGAUGGCGCAAGAAAACGCGUUAGUUCAGCAAGUAAUAAACAGAUGUCGCUACAAUUUAGUACCGCUAUCACAACAUAGAUGUCGCUACAGAUAUAAAUUAUAGGAAUCUGCUUACCAGUAAAUAUUUCUAGAGCGCCAUCUAUGAACCCAAAAUUAAAGGAAUAAUUUAAAACUAGUUGAUAAAGCUGCUAAAUCUCCUUUUUCUAGAGAGUUUAAUAAGUACUUGAAGAAAUUAAUAUCUUUUUAAUACGCUGCGAUGCCUAAAAAUUCUUUAAACCAUUUAGUCAACUAACAAAGCAUAAAAAGUAUUUAAAUGGGGUUCAAAAAUGAACAACUGUAAAGUAUGGCCUCUAUGUCUGGCAUUUAAGAUGCUUGAAGAAAUAGAAAUAUUCAUUUAAAUGUUGAAGGAAUACGAAGGUAUUUUAAGGCUCCGUUGAAAGAUUCGCUCGAAAAUUUCUGGCAAUACUGGUUUAAUUUGCAACGUUUUUCGACGCAGGCAAAUCGUUACGUGUGGACCACGCUUUAAACUGGUUGCCAUGGCAACUGUCAAUACAAAUCCACCAUAAACUAUUUUAAAAUCCUUUUUUCUGAAACUAUGGAAAAUUAUAAAAUAACAGGUAGAGCAGGUGAGGGGGCACACGGGUCUGUUUUUAAAGGCUUAGAUUUGAGGUACAACAAAAUAGUUGCUUUAAAGAAAAUCGCUAUAAACCCCGAGCAAGGCAUCCCCAAAAACACCUUGAGAGAAAUUUGUUCUUUGAGAGCCCUACACGCGAAAAAUAUAGUGAAAUUGUUCGAAGUGACCAGCAUGGGUAGCUCGGUAAUGCUAGUCAUGGAAUUUCUUCCUUGUAGCCUACAAGAAGUUAUAAAAUGUAGUAAAAUCGACUUAAAUCUACCCAGAAUAAAGACAUACACGAAAAUGUUACUUAAAGGUAUCAGUUUUAUGCAUUCCAAUCACAUCAUGCACAGGGAUAUAAAGCCAGCAAAUUUACUGAUAUCGCCAAAAAGAGUUCUGAAAAUUGCUGAUUUAGGGUUGGCCAGGAUUUUUAACCCUGAAGUAAAUAGGUUGUAUUCGCAUCAAGUUGCUACAAGAUGGUAUAGAGCGCCCGAAUUGUUAUAUGGAUCGAGAACGUAUAAUCUCUCGGUAGAUAUGUGGUCAGUUGGGUGUAUUAUUGCGGAAAUGGUCAAUAAAGUACCUCUGUUUCCGGGCGAAACUGAUAUAGAGCAAUUAGCCAUAGUACUGAGCAUUCUUGGUACUCCAACAGAGGAAAACUGGCCAGAUUUGAAAAAACUACCCGACUACAACAAAAUAGCGUUUAUUUCGAGUGCAGGCAAAAGAUGGAGCGUCAUACUACCCACAGCAAACAUAGAAACAUUAGAUUUAAUAAAAAAUAUCUUACUCUACGAUGGAAAUAAACGACUUACAGCUAAAGAGGCCCUGAAACAUAGUUUUUUCCAUCAAGACCCGAAAUUGGCCCAAAUAAACGACAUGCCCGACCCAGAAGAAGUUAUAUCAAACGCACCCACCUUUGAUGUAAAAGAAUUCGAUGAAAUUAUUAAAGAAAUGAAUAAAACAUAAGACAAAAAACAUGUUUUACCUGUUUAAAUUUUUCCCCUACCUAAAAACAUAAAUUUAAGAAAAAAACAUAAAUGUUACUUGACUUUUAAAACUUUUUUAUUUAAAAAUAACCCAUACUAAUGUCACAUCAACAAGAUGAACUAUAUUUUAUUUCAAUCAUAUAAUUCACCGUCCACAGUGAAAUUAUAUUAUUUUUCCUAUUAGUGUUUUUAAAGACUGACCUUUGCCACCGUCUCCAAUAAUCGUACCGAAUCGUC